UUUUGGCAUGCUUCAAUUGUCCACUUCACGUUUUUCUACGCAACACUGAACAAGUCCGGUGAUUCGAAGUUUCAAGUUGCCAUGGAUGUACCUCUAACUGUUCCCGUGCUGCUAAUUCUUCUCAGCAUGAUCAAUUACCACACCGCCAUUGCAGACUUUUGUGUACGAGACUCUUACUACGCCUUCACUCAGGCGUGCGGACGGCCCUGUGUGAAGGACGAAGAGUGCGAUGUGGAGUACCGCUGUCUGUGCGAUCACAAAUGUGGCCAAACCUGUGUCAAUUAUGGGGAGACACGCUGUUAUCCACCAGCCUUCCCACAACACGGAUUUGUGCGCCUCAUGACCGUCAGAUUCCCACCGUUCGAUGCCCUGGACCAGCUGGGAGCUCAGGCCAUCUAUGGUUGUAUCGGAGACUACGUGUUGAUCGGGGCCAACAUACGCGUGUGCAUGGGGAGCGGGAAAUGGAGCGGCGACGAGCCAGUCUGUUAUGGACCUGUUUCCGAUGAGGACUGGUAUGGCGUUUGCGGGCCUGUGCCAACCUUGGCUCACGCGCAGCAUCAUGCCGAGAAUGUUACUGUUGGAAGUGUCGCGCAUUACGUCUGCGCCGAGGGUUAUUACCAUCUCGGACAAAUCACAACGAUCAGCUGUCAACUCAAUGGUGCAUGGAGUGCUCCCAAGACGGCGUGCAAACGUGUGAUAUGCGGAAGUCUCUCAGCACCGCUGCACGGACAGAUACACGGACUGGACUUCCGCUAUGGAGCUGAUGUUCUCUACACGUGUGAUGAUGGCUUUAUUCUGGUGGGGACUGCACGUCGCACAUGUCAGGCGGACGGGACCUGGAGCGGGGAGUCCCCGCUCUGUCAGGCUGUAGACUGCGGCCAGCCGCCGGCUUUACCUAACGGCCAUUGGAUGGGCAGUGAUUUCACUUACAGCCAUGCAGUACAGUACUUCUGUGAUGAAGGCUUCGCUCUGGUGGACGGUUCAGAACAGAGCAGGUGUGGCAGCGAUGGGCAGUUGAGCGGACACCAGCCCAGCUGUAAAGCUGUUGACUGUGGGGACCCAGGAAUCCCCGCUCACAGUAUCCGCAGGAUGGACAGAACGGGCGGGACAGGAUACGACACUACAGUCUAUUACAGUUGUGAGGAAGGGUACGAGCUUUUUGGUUCAGCGACAAGGACAUGUACUUUGGAGGGUGUCUGGGAUGGAGAAUAUCCGCAAUGUCACAAAUCCUGUGAAGGCUGGCCGCCAGUGGUAACCAAUGCCGACAGAGAACUGCCGGAAAGAGCUGUUCACCUGGCGACAGUCACGUACAUCUGCGAAAAGAACUAUCGGAUGGAGGGCCCUGACAAGGUCCGAUGUCUGGAUGGAGUGUGGCAGACCAGACUUCCUGUGUGCGUUACAACAGCGUGUAAUGUCAACCUGGACUCACCUUGUUCAAACGAGUUUCCGUACAGCCACGUACACAAAGUAAAGGUAUGGCCAACUGUCGCCGUGAGCCAGGUCGUUUUGGCUCGACCAGGUCAGGAUCUCCAGUUGGACUGCAUUAACACCUUGCCUAGCUACUACAAUCCGCGUUGGAAGAUGGCUGGCAGAACUACUAUCCGCCAUACACAAAUGCGUGUCGGGGAGACGUUAUGGCAGCGACUUCUCAUGACCAACUUACAGGCAGGGGAUACAGGGCUGUAUCUCUGCGAGACAUUCGAUGGAUCCAGUAACGCCAUCUAUGUCACUGUUGAGGAAACCUGCUCCAUGCUAGAUGUAGACGAGUAUGUCAGAUUGAGCGGACAAGAUCACCGGGAGGGAGACGUUGUUUCUUUCUCCUGUGAAGAAGGAUAUAGUCUGACUGGACCGACCAGCAUCGCCUGCCAACACGGUGUCUGGUCAGCCAAGCCCCCUACCUGCAGUAAAAAGACAUGUGGGAGCCGUCGUCUUCAGGACCCAGCUGAUGGCUACAGCACCGUCCUGGAGCAGCCAGCAUCGGACACGGUCAACCAGACCUUCUACUGUGUUGUUGGGUACGAGCUGCACGGGUCUGAACAGGUUACCUGUGCCAAUGGGGAUUGGUACGGCAGCGUCCCCGAAUGUUUACCGCGGUUGGACAAGAUGACAAUGCGGACAGAUUGGAGUAUUGUCCGGAGGACGGUCCAGGUGAGAGAAGGUUCGGAGAACGUGACCGUGGAGUGCAGACUGACACAGGAACCAGCAGUCAGCAAUACGUCUGGAGGCCCCUUCACAAUCAAUGGCAUGGAGAUACCGAACAGUAUACAGUACCCUCUAAGCGAUGGAAGGCACACUUGGCAAGUGGAGAUAAGAAAAGUGUCUGCUGCUGACCACAGUGGAAGACUUGAGUGUCGGGACAGCGCUGGGAGGGCUGAGUACAUCAACCUGGACAUCAUCGCUUCCUGCUCUGGCCAUUUCCGAACACCAGAGUUUGGUUACUGCCAGGCCAGCCCGGAUUGUGAACUGCUGUAUGAGGGCAACACUGUCGAGUUUGACUGCUAUCCUGGGUACGUCCUUGUUGGACAAAAUAUCCAAACCUGCACGGCAAACGGGUGGGACGCUGAAGACAUCCAAUGCGUGCCAAAGUUGACUUUCCAGCUGCAACACGGCCUGGUGCCACGUGCUCACGGAGACGUGAUAGAGGUGUAUACUGGAGCGGACCUCGCCCUGGACUGUACACUGACAUCUGGGGGAAAACAUCGUGUUCCGGAACUCUCGUGGAAGUGGCAACCAUGGAACAGUCAAACCAGUUCAAGCAAUCAAAGCACUGCGACGGACUUUUUUGAUCAGUUCUUCGUCCAUGACGAAACCCACAAGCGUCUCUUCCUUCCGUCCAUCUCCAAGCAGCACGCCGGGAACUACACCUGUCAGGUGGGCAGUCCGGACAACCAAGGAGCCACUGUAGUUGUUCAAGUACUCAAUUCGUGCAGCAGGCUUCUGCCGCCUCAGAAUGGGACAGUGACGCGCUGGAGCCACACGGUGGGGACGGAGGUGUCGUACUCGUGCCACGAGCAGUAUACUCUCGUGGGGAACAGCACCAGACGGUGCCAGUCCACAGGGCAAUGGACAGGUUCAAAGCCCUAUUGUCAAGUGUACAGGUGCAGGGAGGUGAGCGCUCCGGUACACGGCGGGAUGACUCCGACAUCUUUCCUGCUGGGGUCCAUUGUUUCCUUCUGGUGUGAGCGCGGUUAUAACCUGAGCUCGGAGGUGGACCUGGUGUGUGAAGAUGACGGCACGUGGAGCAGCAAGGUUCCAGACUGCAUCAGUCACUGUGAACAUCACGCCUGUGGGAAAGGUGAGAAAUGCGUUCUUCUUGACGGAACGCCGGCUUGUGUCUGUAAGACGGCGACAGACUGCUCGGUGAUGCCAGGGCCAGUCUGUGGAUCGGAUGCAGAGACGUAUAGGAAUGAGUGUCAGAUGGAAGUGACAUCCUGCUCUCUUGGAAAAGACAUCAGCGUGGUUCACACUGGCUUCUGUAAAAAUGCUGGUCUGUGCUACGACGUACCAGUUGCUGUUCCUGAUAAUGAUCUGACCCAGUGCACCCAUCAGUACUACAUGGAUAACGGUACGGCCAGCUGUGAGCUCGUCCCCGCUGGGACAUGCAUGACAGGACUUCAGGGUUUCCAAUCCAAGGAGCAAUGUGAUGCUGCGUGCGAAGCAUCUAUGGUGUGCGGUAUGCGUCCUGCAAUCACUGGGAACUGCAGUCUUAGUCUUGCCCGCUGGAGCUACCAUCCUCACGCUGAUGAUUGUCUACCUUUCGUCUACACGGGGUGUGGUGGGAAUGAAAACAACUUCCUGUCCAGGGAUCAAUGUCUGCAGACCUGCCCAGUGCGCUGCAAGACGUGUGAAGCAGUGAUGCAGUUAAACACGGCUUGCCGAUUUUCGACCCUCCUUGGAUCACACGCUCUGAAGACCAAAGUCCUGCAGGUUGCUGCAGACAAGUCCUGGGUGACCCUGAACGUUGAGGAAAGCCUUCAUUUGCCGAUCUCAGAGCUACCAGCAGGAAACCUGACUGUCCCUGUGAUGUCCUCACAAGGCUCCUGUGGAUGCCACCCUCCCCGUCUCCUGCCGCUGGACUCUUCUUAUCUCAUCAUCUUCACCUACCAGCUGUUAGUGGUGGAUGAAACCACGUAUGUGGAGUUGUGGAACAGUGAAGUCGAACGGCAACUCAACAGUCUUUCCAACUGUGUCGUAAUGCAGUCUAAUCCUGGAUACAAGAACUAGUGCAGUAACACAAGAAGUCUACUACUGGACAGUAGUGCAGUAACACAAGAGGUCUACUACUGGACAGUAGUGUAGUAACACAAGAAAUCUACUACUAGACAGUAGUGUAGUAACAAACGCAAUCUACUCCUGGACAGGAGAAGUGUAAUAACAUAAGACGUCGGCUACUGGAUAGUAGUUUUGUAACACAACACGUCUACUCCUCUACAGGAGAAGUGCAGUAACACAAGAAGUCUACUCCUCUACAUAAUUGUAGUAACAGAAAAAGUCUACUAUUGGACAAAGGUUAAGUUUAGUAUGAGUAACAUGCAAUGAUAUAGAUGAAACUUGGACUUUAAUUAAGCAUUAUAGACUGACUUGUGUUUAAAUGCUUGUGUGUUAUCGUUAAAAUUCCUCAU
Messenger RNA from Branchiostoma floridae (Florida lancelet), 4622 nucleotides. RefSeq names its product sushi, von Willebrand factor type A, EGF and pentraxin domain-containing protein 1-like. Gene Ontology annotation, molecular function: serine-type endopeptidase inhibitor activity; protein binding. Lineage: Eukaryota; Metazoa; Chordata; Leptocardii; Amphioxiformes; Branchiostomatidae. Bases 82 to 4224 code for a protein of 1380 amino acids. The transcript has 24 exons. The record is from RefSeq and is a predicted model, not a curated record.